Messenger RNA from Xenopus laevis (African clawed frog), 3785 nucleotides. RefSeq names its product MICAL-like 2 L homeolog (gene micall2.L). NCBI's taxonomy places the organism in Eukaryota, Metazoa, Chordata, Amphibia, Anura, Pipidae. Gene Ontology annotation, cellular component: recycling endosome; cytoskeleton; plasma membrane. The record is from RefSeq and is marked provisional.
GUCGCGUAAGGAAGCUGCUUAUCGCUCCGGCUGCCGGGGGAACGGAACCGUAACACUGCGGGACUCGGGACAGAUGAAGAACUUCAUAUAGAGAGUUUUUUGGGGGAGAAAUACUGCCUGUUUGGUAGUUGUGAGAAUCAGCGAGCAGCAGGAUGGCGGCCAUUAAAGCUCUCCAGCAGUGGUGUAAGCAGCAGUGUGAUGGAUAUCGCGACGUCAGCAUCACUAAUAUGACCACCUCAUUCCGCGAUGGAUUAGCAUUUUGUGCCAUAUUACAUAAGCACCGCCCAGAUCUCAUAAACUUUGAUUCACUCAGCAAGGAGAAUGUAUAUGAGAAUAACCACUUGGCUUUCUGCGUCGCUGAGGAGAAGCUGGGAAUUCCAGCCUUGCUGGAUGCUGAAGAUAUGGUGAAACUCCGGGUCCCUGACAGGCUCAGCAUGCUUACUUAUGUGUCUCAGUACUACAAUUACUUUCACGGACGCUCUCCUAUUGGAGGCUUGGGUGCUGUGAAGCGUCCUCCUCCGGAUACAGUGGAAGAACCAGCAGGGAAGAAGGUUACUAAUGAUGUCCGGCCAACACCUCAGGCCACACCGAGACUUCCUCAGCCAGCGCCAAGGACCAAUGUACUCACGCCAAAGUCAAACACUGUGAUAGAAAACCCACCAGUGAGAGCUGGCAUACGGAAAAUAGACAGCAACAGUUCUGUGAGCAGCAAUUGUAUGAUCUGUGGGAAGCAUGUCCACUUGGUCCAGAGACACAUGGCCGACGGGAAGCUCUACCACAGAAACUGCUUCAAGUGCAAGCAGUGUGGCCGCACAUUACAAGCAGGGGAAUAUAAAGCUGGAGAUGGACCUGGUAGUUUUGUAUGCACAAAUCAUCAUCUUGCUGCACCAACCUCACUAGUGACGCGAGCAAUUAUACCAGCUGGUCCUCGUGGUGCCACCGUGGAUGAGAACAAGAGUAGUUGGGCGACCCCCAGGUCUGCAGUGCACGAUCAGAAUAACAAAACUCCAGGCAACAGGUUUGGUCUUAGUGAAGCAGGCUCUACAGUGCAGGAUCCAACCAACAGAACCGCGAUGGGCUUUGUCAGUAAUAACCAAAAACUCCAGCAUUCUACAGGUGCAUCUGCUCAGGAAGAGAAUCCUUCACGCAAUAUUCUCAACUCCACUUAUAGUCCGAGUAGCACAAACACAGCGCUGCAGCAGCAGACAAACGGGACAGCAGGGGGAUUUGUAAGCAGCAAAAAAGACUACUCCAGUGCCUCCAUUACCACGGGCUUUGACCAACAAAACAAAUUUGGCUCUAGCUAUUCAAACACCAGUCGGAGUGUUGCUAACGAGCAGCCUAAAAAGCCAUCAACAGAUUUACUUACCAAUAAAGAAAAAUCUGAGCCCAAAAAAGAUGCUUUAUCGAGCAGCCAGCAAAUAAAAGCUCCCAGCUUUACCAUCAAUUCCACCCCUACUGGAAGGCUGACUACCCCCUCAGCGAAGGAUGAACCCAAGGAAACGUCUCCAAAACCUUGGGAAUUGUCUGCUGCAAAAAACAAGACUGCUCGAGAGAAGUUUUUCCAGACAAGUCCCGCAGUUGUGGAGCCAGCAAAUAAAAUAUCCUCAAGUGAUGUAAUUUCUCCUAAAAUCUCUCAUGGCCCAGGGAAGUCUACAGCUACCAGCUUGUCGCCUGGUAUUCCCGAAUCAAGCACUGGAAAGGACAAAGCUCGGAACUUCCUUUUAAAAACCCUUGGUGGACCCACGUUUCCUAAACCCUCUGGGGAAGCAGAGAAUCCUAGUCCAGUAUACAGACCUCACAGGGUAUUAGAUGAGAAAACGGCUGAACCUUCGAUCUCCAGUACCAAAGUGGAACCCGUGAGACCAGUACCUAAGGAAAGGAAGAUUAAAAAUGAAACUCCAAAGUCUGUUUCAAAUCCUGAGCCCCCUGUUAGCACCCCAACAUACACCAGUAAGGGAAUCGGUACCCCAAGCAGUACCACAAAGUCUAACCUUUCCAAAAGUGGUUCUGGGCAGAAGGCUGAUGAGAUAUCCUCUAAAGGGCCUACUCCUAACUCUAAUGUAUCCAAACAAGAAACCCCUGAAAACUGGAGGCAGAAUCUGAAGUCAAUAACCAAAACUCCACAGGCACAAGGUGUGGUGCAACCCAAAGUCUAUCCUCUACCCAAAGAUGCAGAGAAUGCAGCCAAAACGACACCCUCUGCCCAGAAGACACCAACUGUAAUUAACUCGGUGAAGGCCAAUACGACUUUACCUGGAAAAGAGAACAAGCCAUUUAAAUCCCUCACCCCAUCAGCUGCACAGAGCAAGGAAGACAAAGCAUCUGCCUCACCAACACCGCCAAAGAAAAAACUUCUGCCUGUCAACUUGGAUUUGAUUAAUGAUUGGCCAAAACCAACGCAGAAGUGGCAAGACGUGCCCCUUAAGGAUGAUACCAAGCGACCAGCCGCUCAUCCCAGAGGGAAUGAAACCAAUAAAAACACUGCUCCACGUAACAAGGCCCGACCUGAAUAUAUCCCAGAGGAGGAGAUCCAGAGGCAGCUGCAGAUUAUAGAGCAGGAGCUGGAUGCCUUGGAACAGCAGGGAGUGGAAAUGGAGAAGCAGCUGCGCAUCUGUGAUGGAGACGAGUCAGAGGACACACUCAUGGUGGAUUGGUUCAAGCUUAUCCAUGAAAAGCAGCUCCUCCUGAGACAAGAAUCUGAACUGAACUACAUUUCUAAGCAACAAGCAUUGGAGGACAAACAGUCCAAUAUUGAAACUGAACUUCGGAACCUAAUGAAAAAAGCGGAUCACCUAAAAACCCCAGGAGAAAGCGAAAGAGAAAAGGAAUUACUGGAUCAAUUGCUGUUAAUUGUCAAUGACAGGAGCGAAAUUGUAGAUUGCUUGGAUGAAGACCGAAUCCGAGAAAAGGAAGAGGAUGAAAUGAUGAAUGCCAUGAUCCAAAGGCACUCAGAGAACCAUCAAAAGGAGGCCAGUCCAGAGCCAAACCUCAAGAGACGAUCCAGGUUUAGCUUUUCGGGCCUUUUUAAGCCAAAAGAUAAAAGUAAAACAUAACAUGCGGAAGCCUUUAGCCUGAUGAGUGAUGAAACACAAUCAGCAAAUAUGAUCUGGCACGCUACUCUUUACUGGAAUUCCCAUGAGUUCUGUGCAAUAGAAACCCCCAAAUGCCAAAUUCUCUCUUGUACAGUGACUUAUGGGGAAGAGAUUGUGUGUCUGGCAACACCCUCGGAGCCUCAGGGAAGAUGUCGCCCACCUUUGGCGUCUCAUGUUGGAUAUGUACAGAGUUCUAGUUGUAUAUAGGUUGCCUUUAUAACUUCUAGUGCAGUAUUUUUCCCUACAGCUCAGAUCCUGCUUAAAAUUGCACUCACUUCGGAGAGAGACUAAAACCUAUUCAAACAUUACAGGAGUAAAUUUGCAAUAAGAAAUCAUCACUCUGAAGCUCAAUGUCUAUGGAGAUGGGAUAAGCUAGGAUCUAUUAUAUGCUAAGCAUAACAUGUUACAGAGACUCCAAGGAAAAGCCAUACUGGGACACCACUUAUUGUUUCUGAUCCAUGCUUAUUACAUUGCCUGCGUAUAUGUAGGGAAGCUGUUAUAAUCAAUAUAAAGCACCUUGUUCUUAAUACUGGAGCCCACACAGUGAGUAUCAGGUUUGAUUGCAUUAAGACACGUUUUAUCUGCUACCAGUGUAUUUUCACUUUGGGUAGUUGCUUUUAAUAAAGCUGUCAUAUUAUCACAAUGCUGGGGGUAUUCAUUGCAUUAAAUGUCUACUUUAUAAACAUGAAA